AUGGCCCACGUUCGUCGAACAAUAUACUUCCUUUCCCAAGUCUCGCUCUCACCUCCACUCCGCCUAACACGUCUAACAACUCCUCCAUCCCAAGAUUUCUACUCCCAAUCCUCCCCCAACAGCGAAAUAGCCCACAACCUCCUUGUCCAAGCACGAGUAACUUCUCCAAACUACAUCCAACUGGAAGACCAAAAACUACACUUCCUCCGCUCCGAAAAACAAAAGGUCGCAGUGUGCGAUACUUCAACUUGGACGUUUACCAAGCAUGAAGUUGCGAUUGCUUUCGAUACGCUGAUGGAUCAGCCCGUUUUGCCUCCUGCGGGUGUGGCACAGGCUUUGUUGACGGCAGUGGAUUUGAAGUCGUUGGGAGAGCUUUGGGCGCAUUUGGGUGAUGCGACGCUGGAGAAGAGGAUGAAGAGUAAGCGGGUGAGUGUGGAGUUUGAUGAUGGUGGGAUGCACUGGUUGGAUAAAGCUGUGUCGCAUGAUAAUGUGAACUACAUCCACCUUCUCUGCCAGAUGCAAGCCAGUCAGAAGAUUAUGGACAGAGCGUUUGGUAUCGCCUUGUCCAAACCAUCUCUACGGGCGAUGAAACUGCUUCUCAGCUUCGGAGCCGUGGCUUCUGGGUUUGGAGACACGAUCAAUGAUGAGAUCAAGGAACAGAAUUUUGAGUUGGUGGAACUGCUGCUAUCGGCUCCUAAUUCUAUGGACGAUCAAACAUGGAAAGAAUGCCUCGAUGAAGAGUUCUCUAGAGCUGAGGCUGGAGGCUGUUUGUCGAUAUCGUUUCUUCUACUUCUUCUCUCCAACCGCCCAGGUCUGGCUUCUGACACGCUCUUGCUCGGCGCUCUUCGACUACACAACGUCCAAGCCACAGCAAUCAUCCUAGCAUACGGAACCUCCAAUGAGAUGUUUCUCAGCAUACGUCAUCAGGCAUGCGAGCUCGUAUCACACUGUCAAGACGACUAUGACCGAUUUAUGCUGUUCAAGCUCCUCUCCGAUUCCGACCUCGUCGAAGACAGCUUGCCUCUCCGCCAGGAACUCGUCAAAGACACGAAAGCACGUCACAUCCCACUCGUCAAACUUCUCGUGCAGGCGGGCGUUGAAGUAGUUGCAGCCCUAAAUUGGGCUGUCUCUUAUGUUGAUAUUGAGUUGAUCGAGAUUCUCGAAUGCGGAAGUCGGUCUUCUUGA
This is a messenger RNA of Fusarium coffeatum, 1185 nucleotides long. RefSeq lists its product as uncharacterized. The record is from RefSeq and is a predicted model, not a curated record. NCBI's taxonomy places the organism in Eukaryota, Fungi, Ascomycota, Sordariomycetes, Hypocreales, Nectriaceae. The coding region runs from base 1 to 1185 and encodes 394 amino acids. The transcript has a single exon.